UUGAGGAUUACCGGUGAACAUAUAAAUCCUGUCAAACUUUGUGAGACCUUCCAUCCAAAGAAAAGGAAGAAUGGAGAGCUAAUUGAUUAUUCUUCACAACCGAAAGUUAUGGAGGUUAUUAACAAGCUGUCUACUACAUUCCAUGAAGCUGAAAGUGAACAUCAAUCACAAGAAGCUGAAAUUUCUGCGGCAGCAAAAUCAGUAAUUUCUGAGUUGCAUUUCAAGUAUUUUGAUGUCGUUGGGUACAACAAGAAAAGAAUUUUGGGAACGGGAAGGUAUUCCAAAGCGUUUCUUCUCCAAUUAGAGUCAAAUCAUAAAGGAUCUUCAUCAAAACGCUUGCAUGAUUUUUGUGUUGCUUGGGAUGAGCAUAUGAGAAAAUGGUUGUCUUCG
Molecule: messenger RNA, 390 nt
Organism: Cuscuta europaea
Lineage: Eukaryota; Viridiplantae; Streptophyta; Magnoliopsida; Solanales; Convolvulaceae
Source: the annotation of a GenBank genome assembly